GUGGCUCAACCCCUUGUUUAAAACCGGUCAUACUCGGAGAUUGGAGGAAGAUGACAUGUACUCAGUGCUUCCAGAAGACCGCUCAAAGCACCUUGGAGAGGAACUGCAAGGGUACUGGGAUAAAGAACUUCUGAGAGCCAAGGAGGACGCGCGGAAGCCUUCCUUAACCAGGGCAAUCAUAAGGUGUUACUGGAAAUCCUACGUGGUUCUGGGAAUUUUUACUUUAAUAGAGGAAAGCACCAGGGUAGUCCAGCCCAUAUUUUUAGGGAAAAUUAUUGAGUAUUUUGAAAAGUAUGACCCCAACAACUCUGUGGCUUUGCACACAGCCUACGGCUACGCCUCGGUGCUGUCGGUGUGCACGCUUGUCCUGGCCAUAUUGCAUCACUUGUAUUUCUAUCACGUGCAGUGUGCCGGGAUGAGGCUUAGGGUCGCCAUGUGCCACAUGAUCUACCGCAAGGCUCUUCGUCUAAGCAACACAGCCAUGGGGAAGACAACCACAGGCCAGAUCGUCAACCUGCUGUCCAACGAUGUCAACAAAUUUGACCAAGUGACGAUCUUCUUGCACUUUCUGUGGGCAGGGCCGCUGCAGGCCAUUGGUGUGACCAUCCUUCUCUGGGUGGAGAUAGGCAUCUCCUGCCUAGCUGGCAUGGCUGUCCUGGUUGUCCUUCUGCCUCUGCAAAGCUGUAUAGGGAAGCUGUUCUCAUCACUGCGGAGUAAGACUGCGGCUUUCACGGAUGCCAGGAUCAGGACCAUGAAUGAAGUCAUCACGGGCAUGAGAAUAAUAAAGAUGUACGCCUGGGAGACAUCGUUUGCUGAGCUCAUCACCAGUCUGAGGAGGAAGGAAAUUUCCAAGAUUCUCGGCAGCUCCUACCUCAGAGGGAUGAACAUGGCAUCAUUUUUCAUUGCAAACAAAAUCAUCCUGUUUGUGACCUUCACAACUUACGUGUUGCUGGGCAAUCAGAUUACAGCUAGCCAUGUGUUUGUGGCAAUGACUCUUUAUGGUGCCGUUCGGUUGACAGUCACCCUCUUCUUCCCCUCAGCCAUUGAGAAAGUGUCAGAGACAGUGAUCAGCAUCCGGAGGAUCAAGAAUUUUCUGUUACUUGAUGAACUACCACAGCGCAAAGCACAGGAACCAUGUGAUGGUAAAGCCAUAGUGCAUGUGCAAGAUUUUACCGCUUUCUGGGACAAGGCAUUAGACACUCCAACCCUGCAGGGCCUGUCCUUUACUGCCAGGCCUGGUGAAUUGUUAGCUGUGGUCGGCCCAGUGGGAGCAGGCAAGUCGUCACUGUUGAGUGCAGUGCUGGGUGAACUGCCUCCGGCCAGUGGGCUCGUCAACGUGCACGGGAGAAUCGCCUACGUUUCUCAGCAGCCCUGGGUCUUCUCGGGUACUGUGAGGAGCAAUAUUUUAUUUGGGAAGAAAUAUGAGAAGGAACGCUACGAGAAAGUGAUCAAGGCCUGUGCUUUGAAAAAGGACUUACAGCUUUUGGAGGAUGGAGAUCUGACCGUGAUAGGAGACCGGGGAGCCACACUCAGCGGAGGGCAGAAAGCUCGGGUGAACUUGGCACGGGCCGUCUACCAAGAUGCCGACAUCUACCUCCUUGAUGAUCCCCUCAGUGCCGUCGACGCAGAAGUGGGCAAACACCUGUUCCAGCUGUGCAUCUGCCAGACCCUGCACGAGAAGGUCACCAUUUUAGUGACGCACCAGCUGCAGUAUCUGAAAGCUGCCAGCCACAUCCUGAUAUUGAAAGAUGGUCAAGUGGUACAGAAGGGGACCUACACCGAGUUUCUGAAAUCUGGCGUGGAUUUUGGUUCCCUUCUGAAGACGGAGAACGAGGAAGCAGAACACCCCUCAGCUUCAGGAACCCCAACACUCAGGAAACGAACUUUCUCCGAGUCCUCAAUUUGGUCUCAGCAGUCGUCCAGGCCCUCUUUGAAAGAUGGGGUACCAGAGGGCCAAGAUACAGAAAAUCCACAGGCCGUGCAACCGGAGGAGAGCCGCUCUGAAGGGAAGGUCGGCUUCAAGGCCUACAAGAAUUACUUCACUGCUGGUGCAUCUUGGUUCUUCAUCCUUUUCCUUAUUCUGCUGAACAUGGCGGCUCAGGUUUUCUAUGUUCUUCAGGACUGGUGGCUUUCCCACUGGGCAAACAAACAAGGUGCUCUGAAUAACACCAACAAUGCAAAUGGAAAUGUAACCGAGACCCUAGAUCUUCACUGGUAUUUAGGAAUUUACUCAGGGUUAACGGCCAUUACGGUCCUCUUUGGCAUAGCAAGGUCCCUGUUGGUGUUCUACGUUCUCGUCAAAGCUUCCCAGACAUUACACAACAGGAUGUUUGAGUCAAUCCUGAAAGCUCCCGUCUUGUUCUUCGACAGAAAUCCAAUAGGAAGAAUUUUAAACCGCUUCUCCAAAGACAUCGGGCACAUGGACGACUUGCUUCCCCUGACAUUUCUAGACUUCAUCCAGACCCUGUUACUCGUAGUAAGCGUGAUAGCUGUGGCAGCUGCCGUGAUUCCUUGGAUUAUAAUACCCUUGGUCCCACUCGCCAUCAUCUUUUUGGUUCUGCGGAGGUAUUUCUUAGAAACGUCGAGGGAUGUCAAGCGCCUGGAGUCCACAACACGGAGUCCGGUAUUCUCCCACCUGUCCUCCUCCCUUCAGGGACUCUGGACCAUCCGGGCGUACAAAGCAGAGGAGAGGUUCCAGGAGCUGUUUGAUGCGCACCAGGACUUACACUCAGAGGCUUGGUUCUUGUUUCUGACAACGUCGAGAUGGUUUGCCGUGCGUCUGGACGCCAUCUGUGCCGUUUUUGUCAUCGUCGUGGCCUUUGGGUCCCUGAUUCUGGCAAAAACGUUGGAUGCUGGGCAAGUUGGCUUGGCCUUAUCCUACGCCCUCACGCUCAUGGGCAUGUUCCAGUGGUCUGUGCGACAGAGUGCCGAAGUGGAGAAUAUGAUGAUUUCUGUGGAGAGGGUGAUUGAAUACACAAACCUAGAAAAGGAAGCCCCCUGGGAGUACCAGAAGCGACCACCCCCGGGCUGGCCCCAGGAAGGGGUGAUUGUGUUUGACAACAUGAAUUUCACCUACAGCUUAGACGGGCCUCUGGUCCUCAAGCACCUGACGGCACUCAUCAAAUCCAGAGAAAAGGUUGGGAUUGUGGGGCGAACAGGAGCUGGGAAAAGCUCCCUCAUCUCAGCCCUCUUCAGAUUGUCAGAGCCGGAAGGGAAAAUCUGGAUUGACAAGAUCUUGACAACUGAAAUUGGACUUCAUGAUUUAAGGAAGAAAAUGUCAAUCAUACCUCAGGAACCUGUUCUGUUCACUGGAACAAUGCGGAAGAACCUGGAUCCCUUCAAUGAGCACACGGAUGAGGAGCUGUGGAACGCCUUAGAAGAGGUACAACUUAAAGAGGCCAUUGAAGACCUCCCUGGUAAAAUGGAUACUGAGUUAGCAGAAUCCGGAUCCAAUUUUAGUGUUGGACAAAGACAAUUAGUGUGCCUUGCGAGGGCGAUUCUCAAGAAAAACCGGAUAUUGAUCAUUGACGAGGCAACAGCAAACGUGGACCCAAGAACUGAUGAGUUAAUACAACAAAAGAUCCGGGAGAAGUUCGCCCAGUGUACAGUGCUCACCAUUGCUCACAGACUGAACACCAUCAUUGACAGUGACAAGAUAAUGGUUUUGGAUUCAGGAAGACUGAAAGAAUAUGAUGAGCCAUAUGUUUUGCUACAGAAUCCAGAGAGCCUCUUUUACAAGAUGGUUCAGCAGCUGGGCAAGGGUGAAGCCGCUGCCCUCACCGAAACAGCAAAACAGGUGUACUUCAGAAGGAAUUAUCCAGAUAUAGCAUUCACCAGCCCUGUGGUUACGAACACCUCCAAUGGACAGCCCUCAGCCUUAACAAUUUUUGAAACAGCCUUGUGACUUACCAUGACAUGGAGUCUGCUCUGAAGGUGUCCCCCACUCCUCAGGGGGCUGCACUUUGUACACUACAGCACACUUGGUUUUCACUCUGCAACAAAUCCUUCAUGUACAAAACACUGACUGGUGUCUUUGGAUUUUCCACUCCAUCUUUAUUCACUGAUUUCGGGUCCUAACAAAAUGGCCUAUGGUUUUAUUUAAAUGUUCCAGCUGUUCUUUACAAAUCUGAUUUUGAGGUGCCGGCCAUCUACAACAGCUGUCUACCAGGUUUUGUGCCUUAAAAGACUCUAGGGCCAAAGCCCAUUUGCUUUGUAAGCUGCCAUGAGCAGCUUGUUUUUUCCUGUUGCCUUUAAAAGUACACUUUCCAGUUAUAUCAGGGACUCUGUUUACUUGAAGACUGUGUGACGUUGCCAGUUGCUCUCCUCUUCCUUUGACAUAGCUAGGACCCAUUGCUCUCCUGACUAAAAUAGUACAGGUAAAAUUAACAAGGAUACAGAAAUAUAUAUAUAAUUUAAGUGACAUUGCAAAAGAGAGACACUAUCCUGCCACUCACACAUACACAAAGAUAUAUGGCUAAAGUACAGGAGGACAUUUAUGUGGGAAAACAAAACUGUGCUUUCUCAGUGGGAGCCCUGAUAGGUGGUUUGAUGGCGGGUGUACAAGUAUCCCUUCCCAUUGACAUUUGUGUGAGUCAGUAUGAACCAACCGCUCUUGGGCUCAUGGAGGCUGUAUUGUGCUGCUUUCCCUGGGACAGCGACUCUCAAAUGGGCAGUAUUAGUCUCAUUUGGCUUCUGCUUUAUAGAAGGUAACCUCCUAUUGGCUGUGCACUUUUCAUGAAACCCUUUCACGCUGACACACACAGGUUCUCCUCAGUGAAAACCCUAAAAGUGGUUGCAGACCUCAGCCGUAAUCACGUGUCACAUUCUUGGGGUGCAUGGAGAAGCUUCACUUUCAAGAACUGCACCCCCAAAUCAAUUUACUUCUGACCACUAAUGUCAGGUCUUGGGGACCUUCUAAUCAGUCCAUCAGCAGCCACAACGCUUCCUAGGACCCGCUGUGCCUCCUGUAACCACAGGUCUAAGUUUUCCUGGAUGGCGGCAGCAAUAGUAUAUGUCAAGUUCAAGUUUCUAAAGGUUUUACUGUCAUGAUUUAACGUGAACCCUCCAUGAUCUGUCACAAUAAGCCACCCUCAAGUUACAUAUGUUAAUAUGUAGACACACUCACUCAGGAUCAUGUGUGUGUGUGCAUCAAUAUACAUAAAUACAUAUGUACGUACAUAUAUGUGUGUCAGGGUUUUAGACUCCUUAACAGAACGAAGCCCGUUUUAUAAAACGGAGCCUCAAAAACCACACACAUAGCAAAACACAUGGAGUGUAGUGACUGUUUGACUCUUGGUAUUCAGAAGUCUGUAAUUAAUGUAAUGAUGUUUAGUCCAAUAAGCAAUGUGCAUCUCUUCAUUAGUAGUCCUGGUUAGUAUCUGAAGAGACUGAGACGCAACAAUGACAAUAAUAAGGUCUGUUUGAAUAUUUAGAAAUGUCCUAAAUGUAUAUAUGUUAUUUGGUCUCUAGAAAUUAAAGGCAAGUCAUAUAAACUUGUUUCUGUUUCAUUUCCCUUUUGACACCAUCACAGGACAAACCAAAUUCAACUGAAAUAAAUGACAGUUUUCAUCUCCA
This is a messenger RNA of Cricetulus griseus (Chinese hamster), 5574 nucleotides long. The record is from RefSeq and is a predicted model, not a curated record. NCBI's taxonomy places the organism in Eukaryota, Metazoa, Chordata, Mammalia, Rodentia, Cricetidae.